Molecule: messenger RNA, 1502 nt
Organism: Eurypyga helias (sunbittern)
Lineage: Eukaryota; Metazoa; Chordata; Aves; Eurypygiformes; Eurypygidae
Gene: SH3D19
Product: SH3 domain containing 19
Biological process (GO): protein transport to vacuole involved in ubiquitin-dependent protein catabolic process via the multivesicular body sorting pathway
Cellular component (GO): ESCRT-0 complex
Molecular function (GO): protein binding
Source: RefSeq, a predicted model, not a curated record
AUCCAUUUCAGUUCCUCUCCAAAAGUGAACCUGCAAAGGAACAGACAGUUCAACCAGCUUUAGCCCGGAAGCCCACUGUGAUCCGAAUCCCAGCUAAACCUGGGAAAUCUUCACAUGAAAUCCCACAUAGCCCUCCACCACUAGGGAACACCUCUGAUAUCACAGUGGGAAAGCCCAACAGUGGUGACCUAGUAAAAAACGUGGAGUUGGAUCUUUCAGAACAGGGUGGAGGGCCUCAGCUAGAACCUGUACGACCCCAAAGGCCUGUGGAUGGAAAAAUUAUACCUGCUCGACCUCCUCCACCUAAAGGUGUUCCUGGAAGACCACCUCCACCAAAACUCUCUGCAGCCAAGACCUCCUCCCAGAAGGAUGCUCUUUCACGAUCUACUUCUGACAUCGCUCCUGAUAAAAAACUCAGCAAGUUCAGACUGGGACCCAAGAGAGCAAAAAGUCAAGUCUUUAAAAAUCCAGAUCCAGCAUUACCUCCUAGACCUAAACCUGGUCAUCCUCUCUACAAUAAAUACAUGCUACCUGUGCCUCAUGGAGUUGCCAAGCAAGAUUGUCUUCCCAGGAACACUGCAGAACCGUCCUGUAAGGAUUCCAACCACCCUCCAAAAGUUUCUGACACAAGUGCACCUCAUGCUAUAGUCCUGCAUGAUUUUCCUGCAGAGCAUGCUGGUGACUUGGACCUUCAUACUGGAGACACCGUUUGUCUUUUGGAGAAAAUUGAUCCCGAGUGGUACAGAGGAAAAUGUGGGACUCGCACCGGGAUAUUUCCUGCCAGCUUUGUUAAAGUAGUUAUUGAUGUCCCAGAAGAAGUCAACAGGAAAAAAACACCCUCUUCAUCACAAAGUAUUAAAGGCCCAAGAUGUGUAGCACGAUUUGAAUAUAUUGGAGAUCAGAAAGAUGAACUCAGUUUUUCAGAAGGUGAAAUUAUUAUCCUUAAAGAAUAUGUAAAUGAAGAGUGGGCCAAAGGAGAGCUAAGAGGCACUUCUGGAAUUUUCCCCUUGAAUUUUGUGGAAAUAACUGAAGAUCUGCCUGGAACAGGUACAGGAGCAGCACCGAAGAACAAGGUGGAGGUUUCUUCUUCCUUUCCUCAGAACAACAGGCGCUCCGUGGAGUGGUGUGAAGCGCUUCAUGAUUUUACAGCGGAAACCAAAGACGACUUGUCCUUUAGAAAGGGAGACUACAUCCAAAUACUGGAACAAGUAGAUUCAGAGUGGUAUAGAGGAAGGCUGAAUGAAAAGGAAGGGAUUUUCCCAGCGGUUUUUGUUCAGAUCUGCUCAGCCAGGGUAGAGCUGUCACAAUCCGUAGGAGGGAAGAAAGGAAAAGCCAAAGCUCUUUAUGAUUUUCAUGGAGAAAAUGAAGAUGAGCUUUCCUUCAAAGCGGGUGAUACAAUAACAGAGCUGGAAUCUGUAGACGAGGACUGGAUGAGCGGAGAGCUACAAGGGAAGUCUGGGAUCUUUCCCAAGAAUUUUGUUCAGAUUUUAAGAACUCCGUGA